Molecule: messenger RNA, 2532 nt
Organism: Colletotrichum truncatum
Lineage: Eukaryota; Fungi; Ascomycota; Sordariomycetes; Glomerellales; Glomerellaceae
Source: RefSeq, a predicted model, not a curated record
AUGACGACCACCGCCCGGCCAGGUCGCUUCCAGAGCUUCCCAGCAAUGGCAAACGGACGAGACGAGAAACCGGCCCCCGGUGUUGCCCCUGCCUUUGGUUCAAACCUGUACUCACAAAACAUUUGGAACACGACAUAUGCGGGGCCAGGUAAGAGAGAUACUGCCAACACUAGAGGCGGCGCCGACGAUGCAUUCACCACCCAGCCGUCGGGUUCUAGCGCUCUCGCUGCGAACUCGGAAGCCGACACCUGGAACCAGAGCCCCUGGAAUCAGGACGGCACUCAGACGCGAUCAGCCUCUGGCAGUACGUCGCCGAAUCGCACGCGCGAUAGCCUACACAACACUUCAUCCUUCUUCGAAAACUCCACCAUCGGACAGGGACGGAAUUUCAUCAACGGCCGGCCGAAAUCAUACUUGGAGGAUGACAAGGAGAACACCAGCUUCGGAUCCAGCUACAACAGCCCCUUCGAUGGCGCAUAUGCGAGGCAAGAGAAGCGUGGAUCAAAAGACCCUGCAUUCCUAAACCUAGGUGUGGUGGGUGCUCCCUCGAGAGACAGCAGCAUUCCUCCCUCGCGCCAGUCUGAUGAUUCGCACCACUCACCUCCUGCCUUCCGAGACACCUUUGGCGGUUACGGCCAUACCCCAAGCAAUUCAAUUGCUUCGAACCGCCCCAUCCCUGCCCACUCCUCCUCUUUCCCCUCGCAAGCAACCAACAACCGCGCCUUCAUGGCGAACAACAGGCAGAUGGAUGAGUCGGACCUGGCCUCCACAUUCAAGAAGUCGCUCACCCUCGACGACGGGUCUGGUAUUGCCCAGACCAUUGCUGGUGGCGCACCCGGCUUCCAAUUCAACCCCGGGUCUCAGCCGUGGAGAGGAGACGUGACUGGGUCGUUCGCCGUGGGAGAUGCCUACGCUGAUGCCGUGGCACACUACAAGCGGGGCUCGAUCAACAGCAUCUCUGGCGCCUCUGGCGGCCCGUACCGUGUUGUCACCAGCCCCAAGACAUUUACGCCCCAGCCAUCUGACCCUUGGAGGCCAUCGUCCCGGGACCUGAGAAUGGUCCCGGACAGUGACCGCCGGACUCCCGUUCAGCCCUUCAUCCAGGCACAAGCACCUGCCUUCUACCCCGGGCCCUACUACAGCCCCAACUUCCCGGGACAGUUCCCUCCCCAGAUCUUCGACCCUUACGGAAGACCGCCCAUGCCCCUGCCUGGCUAUGGCCUCCACAUGUCGCCGUACUCCAUCCCCGGAGUGAUGCCUAUCCGUCCCAGCAAGGACCAGGAUCCCGGCAAGGGUGUUCGCAGCAUGCUUUUGGAGGAAUUCAGAUCGAGCUCCAAAUCUAACAAGCGCUACGAGCUGAAGGAUAUCUACAGCCACGUCGUCGAGUUCAGCGGUGACCAGCAUGGAUCGAGGUUCAUUCAGCAGAAGCUUGAGACGGCCAACAGCGACGAGAAGGACCAGGUUUUCCGGGAGAUUGAGCCGAAUGCCAUCCAGCUGAUGAAAGAUGUCUUUGGCAACUACGUCAUCCAGAAAUUCUUUGAGCACGGCAACCAAGUCCAGAAGAAGGUGUUGGCAUCGCAGAUGAAGGGUAAGGUCGUUGACCUUUCGAUGCAGAUGUACGCAUGCAGAGUUGUGCAGAAGGCCCUGGAGCACGUACUCGUCGAGCAGCAGGCUGAGCUUGUCAAGGAGCUCGAGCCCGAAAUCGUCAGAGUUGUCAAGGACCAGAACGGCAACCAUGUCGUGCAGAAGAUCAUCGAGCUUGUUCCCCGCCACUACAUCGACUUCAUCAUGGACUCUUUCCGCGGCCAGGUUAGUAGUCUGGCUUCACACAUGUACGCUUGCAGAGUCAUCCAGCGCAUGCUCGAAUACGGCACUGAGCAAGACAAGGAGACCAUUCUGGGCGAGCUUCACAGCUCGACUCAAGGUCUCAUUACCGAUCAAUACGGUAACUAUGUCGUUCAGCACAUCAUUGAGCACGGACAACCCGAGGACAGGUCAAGAAUCAUCCAGUUGGUCAUCUCCCAGCUCGUCACGCUGUCCAAGCACAAGUUUGCUUCCAACGUCGUCGAGAAAUGCAUUCAGUACGGCUCCGUGGAGGAACGCAAGGGCAUUCGCGAGCAGAUUACCUCGCAGACCAGCGACGGUGUUAGCUCGCUUCAGCUGAUGAUGAAGGAUCAGUACGGAAACUACGUGAUUCAGAAACUUCUAAACCAGCUUGAGGGCUCGGAGCGCGAGGCUUUCGUCGAGGAGAUGAGGCCACAGUUCAACCUACUGCGCAAGACCAGCACCAGCCGGCAGCUCGCGGCCAUUGACCGGCUCAUCUACGCCACACAGACGCCUCCUUCCAAGUCCGGAGGCUCGCAGGCUGAUUCUACAGCGCCCACUCCGGUCCUGACGAUGGAGCCGAACAGUCCUCAGAGCAGCAGCCCUCCCAGCACGAACGCCAGCGCUAUUGGCGAAGUCGCGGACGAUGACAACAAGUCGGGAGCGCCUGGCGGCGUGAGCCUCAAAGUGCAAGUAGAGGAAGCGUAG